This is a messenger RNA of Dryobates pubescens (Downy woodpecker), 3782 nucleotides long. It is a transcript of the gene CEP104, whose product is annotated as centrosomal protein 104. The record is from RefSeq and is a predicted model, not a curated record. Lineage: Eukaryota; Metazoa; Chordata; Aves; Piciformes; Picidae. Gene Ontology annotation, cellular component: cilium. The transcript is spliced from 21 exons. Bases 393 to 3365 code for a protein of 990 amino acids.
CGCUCCGCUCGCUCCUGGGGGCUGUCAGAAGUCUUCUCUUGAAGCCUUGCCUUGGCUGAGCAGGUGUAACGGCGUUCUGGGCAAGCUAAACCCUCACCUCGCCGAGGAUGUGGCUCUGGACAGCCUGAUGUAGUGUGAGGAGUCCCUGCCCGUGGCCGGGGGUUGGGGCUGGAGGAUCCUUGGGGUCCCUUCCAGCCCUGGCAGUUCUGUGACUGUGCUUCUCAGGACUGACAAAAGGCUCUGCCUGGGAGUCUGUUGUGUUCCGUGGUGCCAGUGUUAAUGAAGGGGAAUUCAGCCAGGCUGGAUGGGGCCUUGAGCAGCCUGGGCUGGCAGGAGCUGCCCCUGCCCGUGGCAGGAGGGUUGGACCUGGAUGAUCUUUGAGGCCACAGGGAAUGGCAGCUCCCUUCCAACCCAGUUCUGUGGUUGGUCUUCACCGCCUGGGGACACAGUGUGCCACAAGGCUUCCUUCAAUCCUCUUUUCUUGUCCUCCCAGGGAUCAGCUCGAGCUUGGAAGGCUGUUGCUCUGCCUAGCUGCUUGCUGCAGGAUGCCACACAAGAUUGGCUUCAUAGUUGUUAGCUCCUCAGGACAUGAGGAUGGCUUCAGUGCCAAGGAGCUGAUGGUUCACGCGCCGACGGUCAACGGAUGGAGGUCACCCAGGCUGUGCCAGUACCCCCAGGAGAUCGUCCUGCAGCUGGCGGAGCGGUGCCGGAUCCGCAAGCUGCAGCUGCUGGCUCACCAGUACAUGAUCUCCAGCAAAGUCGAGUUCUACAUCAGUGAGAGCUUGCCUGAGUGCUUUGCUCCCUACCAGGCAGAGAGGUUUCAGAGGCUGGGCUAUGUGCCCCUCUCAGACAAUGAGAAGACUGACUUUGAGGCACGGGAGCUGAAGUCAGUCUAUGUGGAUGCAGUUGGCCAGUACCUGAAGCUGAUCUUCCACAAGAAUUACGCCAACAAGCACAACCUCUAUGGUCAGGUUGCUCUUGUAGCUGUGAACAUCAUUGGUGAGCCAGCAGACUGCAGCCAUGGCAGCAGUCACCCUCCUUCCAGGGAGCAGCUGGUAGACCACUACCUGGGCGUCAGCGCGGAGGAUCCUGCCCUGGCUGGCUCCUACCCGGGGAAGUGUGACUCCAUCUCCCCCCUGGACGACCUGGCCUUUGACAUGUACCAGGACCCCGAGGUGGCGCGGCUCAUCCGCCGGCUGGAGCAGCGCAAGCGCCAGGCCGUGCGCCGCGAGCGCUACGACCGCGCCCAGCAGCUCAAGCAGGCCAUGGCUGACCUCCAGAAGGUCGGGGAGCGGCUGGGCCGCUACGAGGUGGAGAAGCGCCGCGCCGCCGAGCGGGAGGACUACGAGCUGGCCCAGAGCAAGAAGCAGCAGAUGGAGGCCUACCGCCUGCAGGUGUACCAGCAGCUGCAGCUGCACCCCCUGCUGCAUGCAGAGCUGCUGGAUCACAAACCUGAGCUGCCCCUGGAGCCUGGGAUGUGCCCUGGCAGCCCCCAGCGCCCCUCAGCUGCUCCUUCCCCCCCUGCUGAGCACAGAGAGGAGCCCUGGGCAGCAGAGCCUGUGCUGGAGGAGAGGCCAGCAGCCCCUGCUGCUGCUCAGCCCCUGCCUCCCCAUCAGUCCCCUGCUGCUCCUGAGCCCCAGCCCUCCCUGGACAGCAAAUGUUCUCUGCCCUGCCAGGCUGAACUUCUGCCCUAUGAUGAGAGACCCCUGCCAGCCAUCUGCAAGCAGCCCCAGGCCCACCUCGGGCCAGAGAGGGCUGAGGAGGCUCCCAGUGCCCCCCCAGCGAGAGGCAUCACAGGGGAGCCAGAACCACUCAGUGAGAAGGCUCUGAGGGAGGCCAGCCUGGCUGUGGAGGUGUUUGGAGAGGCUUUGGUGGCAGGAGCCUACUCCCGGAGCUGGAGCCGCCGAGAGGACGCUCUGCUGGCCGUCUACAGCAGGCUGCUGCAGGUGCCACAGGGCACCCCCAGGGAGGAGCUCAGGAGCAUGCUGAGGGCUGCCACCCUGCUGGCCAGGAGAGCCAGCAAGGACAUCGUGUCCUCAGUGUUCCAGGCUGCCCUGAAGCUGCUGAAGAUGCUCCUCACGCAGUACAUCCCCAGGCACAGGCUGGGGAAGGCAGAGGCCGCUCAGUGUGUGGAGGGCGCGCUGCCCGCCCUGCUCGCCAGCACCGGAGACUCCUCUGCCCGCCGGCGCCUGCUGGCCGCCGCCUUCAUCCGGGAGCUGGCCCUGUGUGCCGAGGUGAGGGCCCUGCAGGUCGUCCCGGCCCAGCUGCUGCAGCCCCUGAGGCCGAACUGCGCUCCGCAGCUGGCGGCGAGCCGGCUGCAGCUGGUGGAGAGCCUGCUGGGGGAGCUGGGCACCGAGGGCUCAGGCUUCACUGUCACCAAUGUCAUGAAGUUUGCCACAGGAGCUGUGGAGCACAGGGCCCAGGAGGUGCGGGAGGCAGCGCUGAGGAUCAUCUCUGCUCUGUACAGUAGGCACAGAGCUGCUGUGGUGGAGCUCCUGCCCCCAGCCCAGGCCAGCACCCCCAGGAGCCUGCUCUACAGAAGCCUCUGGGAGGGCUUCUCCAGGAUGGAUGGCAGAGGCUCUGAAGCUGAGCUCAGGGCACGGAGAAAGGCAGCAACAGAAGAGGCAGAGAGGCAGAAGAAGGAAGAAAUCAAAGCUCUGCAAGGUCAGCUGGCAGCUCUGAAGGAGAUCCAAGCAGAAGUUCAAGCUGGAAAGGAGCCAGAAUUUGAUGUGCAGAAGCCAGAGGACCAAGGGCAGCAGGCCGGCAGCAGCCCCCAGCCUGCAGCAGAGGUGCCAGAGGAGCACUCCUCUGCUGCCAGCUACUUGGACAACUUGUGCAUCUUCUGUGGUGAGAGGGAUGAGUCCUUCACGGAGGAGGGGCUGGACCUGCACUACUGGAAGCACUGCCCCAUGCUGAUCAGAUGUGAGCACUGCAAGCAGGUGGUGGAGAUAGCAGGCCUGACAGAGCACCUGCUGGCUGACUGCGAGCGGAGGGAGAGCUUCGUGCGCUGCCCGCGCUGCAGCGAGGCCCUGCCCAGGGAGCACCUCCCCAGGCACCUCAGGAGCAAGGCCUGCACCUCUGCCAAACCAGAGACUGUGGCCAACCACUGCCCACUGUGCCACGACAACUUUGCCCCAGGAGAGGAGGCCUGGAAGUCUCACCUGCUGGGCAGGGAUGGCUGCAGGAUGAACAGGCGCAGGGUGGCCCCAAUGAACAAAACUCUGCUGCUGCAGCCUGGCAGAGCAGCUGGAAGGAAGCCUGGAGCUGCAGGGCCAAAAGCUCAGCCUCCAUCUCUGGCAAGCAAGAUCCCAGCCCCAAGAGGGAGCCCAAAUAAAAGCACUGCCAAAACCUACUCAAAGCAGUGACAGGAGAGGUACUUUAGUCUGGGAACUGCUUUGGGCACCCCCUAGAAGCCUUUCUGCUUGGCUGUGUGGGGCAGCACUGCCCAGGCUGCUGCCCUCUGUGCUGUUAGAAAUGAGCUCUGGAACAGGCCCCAGAGAGCUCCCAGGCCCCAGGAGUUGGCACCACAGGAAGAAGCUGCAGGGCUGGCCCUUGCCAGAGGGAGCUCAGCCUGGAGCAGUGACCCAAACUGGCACCAAGGGCCUUGUGAGCCCUCUUGAGAGGAGGGCUGAGCUGCACCCCCAGAGUCCCCUGUGGGCUGCAGUGAUGGUGUGAGUGGCUGCAGCUCCUGCAACCACCCAAGCUCUGCUCCCCCAGAAAGGAAGUAAAGGCCAAGCUCUUGCUGGGGCCCUGCACAACCUGAGCUAAUAAAUGUAGGCUGU